Molecule: messenger RNA, 4164 nt
Organism: Guillardia theta CCMP2712
Lineage: Eukaryota; Cryptophyceae; Pyrenomonadales; Geminigeraceae
Exons: 9
Biological process (GO): neuronal action potential; membrane depolarization during action potential; calcium ion import
Cellular component (GO): neuron projection; plasma membrane; voltage-gated sodium channel complex
Molecular function (GO): voltage-gated sodium channel activity; calcium ion binding; low voltage-gated calcium channel activity
Source: RefSeq, a predicted model, not a curated record
AUGAUUUUAUCUCCCAGAUCAUUACGAUUGUUCAGCCUGCAAAACCCACUCAGGAAGCUGUGUAUCCGUGGGAUAGAGUGGAAGUGGUGGGAUCGGAUCGUGUUGUUUGUCAUCGCUCUCAACACCGUCCAGCUAGCCAUGAUUGACCCUUUUGACGUACUCUCGUUGAGCUGCUGGACCUGGAAGACCUGGCCUCCUGCAGGAAGGGAUUUCCUCGACUUGAUUGGAAAAUUUUUCUCUGCCUUCUUUGUUCUCGAGUGCGUUGCAAAGAUCAUAGCUCUGGGCCUGUUCUGGGGGUCAAAGACCUACCUGGCGGAGCUUUGGAACUGGUUGGAUUUUGUGGUUGUAAUAAUAGGUAUUCUGGAUUUUAUUCCCAGUGGAGGACAGGGCUCAGGAAAUCUAAGUGCACUGCGUUCACUGCGCGUUCUGCGGCCCUUGCGAGCUGUAAACAAGUUCCCUGAGCUCAAGUUUUUGGUGGUGCUCCUGCUGCAGUGCCUGCCAGCCCUGGGGAACGUCAUUGGCGUCUGCCUUUUUAUAUUCUUUGUUUUCGGCAUCCUCGGAGUUCAACUGUUCAGCGGUAAUUCAGCUUGCUUGCGGAGGGAGGAGGAAACUUUUGUGUCCGCGUCUGACGUGAGACUACCAACAGGUCACAGCGGGGGGAUGUUUCAAUGCUCCGUUGGACAAGAAUGCUUGCUCCUGGGGGAGAACCCGGGGCGAGGCGCCAUCAACUUCGACUCGAUCGGCGGUGCGAUCACAACUAUCUUCCAGGUGAUGACCUUGGAGGGGUGGACGGACAUCUGCUAUCAGAUCCAAGACACUGUUGGCUUCUGGAACUUCCUGUACUUUGUUCUCCUGGUUUCUCUCGGCCCUUUUUUUGCGGUCCAGCUCUUCCUGGUGGUGAUUGCGAUGAGGUAUUCGCAGCUGACGGAGGAGUACAAGAACAAGAGCAGCGAAGUGAAGGUAGAGAAGGUGGUCGAGGAAUUCAUUGCGAACCCUGCAGAAGGCAAAUCUGCAAAGGUUGCUCCAGAGUCGUCCGUACACUCCCCGUUGAACGCUCGUGAACGGUUCACGAGUAUCCUGAACCAAAAAACACCCAAGAAGACAGGGCUGUCUUGGUUGAAGUUCAAGCUCAGACUCCUUGCCAAGUCUCCUGCGUUGACAAACUUCAUUCUUGGAGUGAUUACAGUCAACACCGUGUGCAUGGCGACUGGAGGGAUCUGCACGUACGAACAAGAUUGGUGCCCAGGAUUUCACGCUUCUCUGCAAAUCAUGAAUCUUAUCUUCACCGCUUGUUUCGUUGGGGAGAUGUUGAUCAAGAUGAUAGGGCUGGGCACCACCUUUCGAUUUCCCUUCCUCAAGUACUUCCAGUCCGGCCUCAACAUCUUCGAUUUUGUGAUUGUUAUGGCGAGCGUUGUCGAGCUGCCGUCUUACUACAACUGCGACGGGAACGGGGCUACAUCCGUGCUGAGGGCCUUCAGGCUGGUGCGUCUGACUAAGUUUCUACGGGCCAUGCCAGACCUGCAGAAACAGAUUCGCAUCCUCGGAUCCGUGAUGAAGUCCGUCAGCGCGCUCAUCGGUCUGAUCCUGAUGAUGCUCCUCAUCUACACGAUCCUGGGGAUGAAUGUGCUGGGCGGGAAGAUGAUCGACCUGCUCGCCGUGGAUGGUGAUCCAGUCCUGAAUGUGCCUAAAAUUGUCUCUGCCUCGCCACGAUUCCACUUCGACGAUCUAGGACAUGCCUUCUUGACUUCGUUCCAGGUCAUGACCAUCGCCAACUGGAACGAUGACAUGUACACAGCAGUCGCAAACGCGGGGGCAGCGAGCGGAUUCUGGUUCUACAGCCUGAUUGUUUUCGGGAACUGGAUUCUGUUCAACCUGUUUGUAGCCAUUCUGAUCCAGAAGUUCGGAGAGCUGAAGGCGCAGGCGAUAGAGCAGAAUGAGGAGCUCAUGCAGAAGCAGCUGAUGGAGAAGCUGGGGCAUCUGGAGGAGGGGGAGCUGGGAUCGAGGAUCGAAGAGCUGUUCACUGAGAUCGACAAGGAUGGGUCAGGGGAGAUCGACGUGUACGAGUUCAACGACGCGCUGGUCAUGCUGGGGAUCAACUACUUCAGCAACAAGCCGAGGGACCUCAAGAAGCUGGUGCAGAAGUAUGACACGGAUGGGACCGGCAGGAUCAGUUUCGAUGAGUUUCCAGUGCCCGUGGAGGUGGUGGAGAAGAAAUCCUGCUUCUGCUUUCCUCCCAACUCGAUUGUGCGCAAGGGCUGCAAGGCGGUGAUGGUGAACAAGUACUUCGAGAGGUACAUCCUGCUCUGUAUCCUCAUGAGCACAAUCUGCCUCGCGAUUCAAAACCCGUACAUUUCUGACACGAGCGUGAUGUCCGCCUUCCUCAACAACGCCAACUACAUCCUAAACGCCUCCUUCACCCUGGAGAUGAUCUUCAAGAUCGUCGCGCUCUCCUUCCCAACUUACAUCAAGUCUGGAUGGAAUCGGCUUGACUUCUUUCUUGUUGUCACCAGCGACAUCGAUGUCCUCUUCACCGUCAUCCUCAGCGGGCUCAACGUCAACCUUGGGGCCCUUAAGAUCUUCAGAAUCUUCAGGAUCUUCCGAGCCCUUCGCCCCCUGCGCAUCUUGUCGCGAGCCAAGGGGCUGCGGGUGCUGGUGAUGACAAUGGCGAGCGCCGUGAAGCCGCUCAUGAACACUGGGAUCCUCUGCGUGGCGUUCUGCAUCGUGUUUGGAAUCUUGGGGAUGCAGCUGCUGGAAGGGAAGAUCGUCUGGUGUAGCGACCCGACGGUGUGGACGAUGAUGGAGUGCGUGGGGUUGGACUCGGAUGGGAAUGCGCGGCAGUGGACGCACUACAGCUUCAACUUUGACAACCUGGGGAGCGCGAUCCUGACGCAGCUGAUGCUGGCAAGCCAGGACAACUGGCCGAACCACUUCUGGUCAGGCGCCGACACCACGAGCAAGAUCACGGGGCCUGAGGAGAACAACCAGCUCUUCAUGGCGUCGAUCUUCUACAUCGUCUCCCUGCUGGUGGCCGGUGCUGUGAUAGUAAACAUGGUGGUGGGCGUGUUUGUAGACUGCUACUUCGCUUCCAUGGAGGACUACACCAAGACCGCUGCGGAGCCGACAAAGAUUGUCCUGAAGCUCCCCGAGGUGUUCGACGACCCUACGUCGGGGAUCCGGCUGAAGGCGUUCAGAGUGAUCAGCCACUCCAAGUUCGAUCUCUUCAUCGCCUUCUUCAUCAUCACCAACGUGCUCACCAUGUCGUUCGAGAGCUUCAAGCCCAGCGACUGGCAGAACCGAUUCCAGAAGGUCUGCAAUUUCUUCUUCACGUUCAUCUUCGGCGGGGAGUGCGUGCUCAAGAUACUUGCGUUCCACCCCAAGAGAUACUUCAGGGGCAACUGGAACAAGUUCGACUUCUUCAUCGUGAUGACGAGCUUCAUCGGCAUCAUGAUUGACAACGCCGGUGCGGCUCUCGGAUUCAACCCCACCAUCCUCAGAAUUCUCAGGAUCUUCCGUAUCUUCCGCAUCCUCCGCGCCUUCCGCAUCUUCAAGACUCUCAAGGGCCUGCAGGCCAUCGUGGCGACGCUAGGGAGCUCGCUGCCAGCCAUCGGCAACCUCGUGGGAGGCCUCUGCCUCCUCUUCUUCAUCUUCGGCGUGCUCGGCGUGAACCUCUUCGGCAGCAUGUGCGUCUCAGGGGACGAGGGGCAGCCGGACAACCUGGGGAUCCGGUGCAUGUUCACCGACCCCGACUACCUGCUGGAGAGGCACGCGCACUUCCAGGGGGUCGGCAUGGCCCUCCUGACUCUCUUCAGGACUGCCAGUGGGGACAACUGGGGGGCGCUCCUGCCCAUCUUCGGGCUCGCUGCCCCAGCAAGGACGCCCGUGCCGCAGGACGUGUGGGACCUGUACGUGUCCAAGUUCGGUUACGAUCCCUCGGCAGGGUGGAAGCUGCACGCGAGCGCGAACUUGACGCAUUUCUCGCAGCACUCCUCAGACGCCGCCAUGUACAUCGCCGCCAACGCGCUUCUCAAGAGGAACGAGUCCAUGACCCUGUACGGGGAGGACACUGAGAACUGGAUGAACCUUGCUCAGCUGGCGCUCCCUAUGUGCCUCACGGACUCGGAGGCAAGCUUCCUCGAGGAGAUGGGACUGAUGAAUUGCUCCACC